Molecule: messenger RNA, 3654 nt
Organism: Botrytis cinerea B05.10
Lineage: Eukaryota; Fungi; Ascomycota; Leotiomycetes; Helotiales; Sclerotiniaceae
Exons: 1
Coding region: 141-3530 (1129 amino acids)
Source: RefSeq, a predicted model, not a curated record
GACCAGCCAGCAACUCACCUAUGCGAUCAACAACGAUGAACGUGAAAAGCUUAAAUAAUUGAACCUAAAGGUAUUGUCGAGAAUCCGCUGAAAAAGAACUCGCCGACCUUGCUUAUUCUUGCAUGAGCUCCCACGACAAGAUGUUCUCUUAUUUACGACCUCACCGGCGCAUUGCAUCGACUCCUUCAUCCCCGAUUCCAGAAGUGCCUAGUUUUGAACCGCCAGCGCGUCCAGACCAUGGCCAUCCUCCACGACCUCAUGAUGCUAGAUUCGACGACGAAUCGUCGCCAAUCUCCUCUCCUCCCUUCUUACCUCCAGUCGCGCGAGUUUCGAGCGCGGGGUACGGAAAUACAUUUGAGAAUUUGAGUUUUACUGGGAAGACUACUUCGCAUGGCCAUGAUCCAAGAGGGCAGAGCUGGGGAGAUGCGAAACUUAAUAAUGGACAGAAAGGAGGCUCGGAGUUAGGAAGCAGCCAGAAAUCGCCAUUAUCUGCGAGCAAUCAAAGGCCUGAAUCUGCGGAAAAUGCAGGACCGGUGCCAACCAGAAAUGCUGGAUCUGAUCAUUCUAGAUCACAAUCCAACGCCGUUUACGAUUCGAAUACAAAAAAGUUUUUUGGGCCGAUGACUCCAGAUCUAGAUAUCAAAUCAACUGGGAGACGACCUACGGGUGCUCGAAUCCCUUCUCCAACCCUCGAAGCGCCUCCCACACAAUCAUCUAAAGGAAGGCUAAAGAUGUUAAACCCCAUGGCUCUCCUGGCCCGACGAAGAACUUCCCAGGCGAUAACUCAACUAACACCGGAGUCACUGACGACAAACUUUAAUUCGAAUGAUAGCUUCGAUCCUCGAAUUAAAGGUACGGUUGUUCACGACUUUAGUGUUCCGAGGGGACCACGACGGAACGUCUCUCAUAAUGAUGUCAGUACAGCAGAUGGGACCAGGCCGUUUCAAAGGAGUCCUUAUGCGGAUUCAGCAACAAGCGAGAAAGCAGGAAAUCACACACCAGUAUUCACGGAGAAUUUUGAAGAGGAGCAAUAUCCCGCCGCUGGUCCUCAUGUACGGAAGGCUAAUGACUUAUCUGAUCUCACUGCACCCAAGCCUAUGUAUGCGCGAGAAACGCAAAGACCAGUUGAUCAAAGUGCGGCGUCUAAAGGAAAUGAUGAGUUGCAAGCUGGGGAUCUAAAGAGGUUGAGCGCACAAAGGUUUUCCUCGGAUGCUGGACCUCCAGUAUUACCCAAAGCCGAAACUCCUGCCCCAGUUGAACCGAAACGUAUAUCAAUUGACCCGGCAUCAACUCCACCUAAACCACGUCCGUCGUCGAAAAAUGGUGGUCGAGCACGAAAUGUAUCUGACGUUUCGGCAAAGGACAUUCCAAAACAUAUGAAGAGUACAUCUUCGAGGUUCAGUUUCGAUAUGAUAGGAGCUGCCGAACAGGAACGCCUCCUGGAAGAUAGACAUCGCCAGAAGGCAUUGGAGAAGAAGAAUACGUUGGACAGUAACGACGAUCAACAGAUUUAUGAUGAGGAUGACGACUUUAAUUAUGAUGAUAUGAUGGAUGAUGAUGGGCUGGAGGAGAGAAUACCGGGUGUCAACGCUGAUUAUGACGAAGAGGAUGCUUUUGCAGGAUUCGAUGGUGGAUAUGAGGAAGAAAUACCAGGUAUCAACACUACUAGCUUGGAAGAGAUAGAAGAAAUGGAAGAGCAGCAAGAAAUGGAAAAAACCGCGCCCGUUAAAAAUGAAGCCCAGCCAGGUCUACUGGAUGGAAGUGUUGCAGGCUUUACUUUUCAGCCACACGUACCUAGUCCUAUGAGUCCGUACACUCCUGGAGCUGCGACGACACCUCGAGAUUCUAGUGGGCAAGUUAUUGGUUUCGCUAUGACGAAAUACUCGCCUUGUCUUACAUCGGAUCCUCCUAAUUCUGUCUUCACGCCAGUUUCCCCAGAUGGCAACUUGGUCCUCCCAGACAAGCAGCUGCCUGAAGGGAAAUCAAUCUCAGGAUCAAAUUCUCAGGGCCUUGGUAUAGUCACUGAGGUUCCAAAUGAAUCACAGGAGGAAGUCACCCACCAACAAAGCUCUAAGUCAACGUCAUUCCCUUACGUUGCAGGACUUGAUGACGAUGACCUAUACUUUGAUGAUGGCAUGAUUGGUCUGGAGGGAGAAGGUGAUGAGAACAGAGAUGCUGUUGUUUUUGACGAGUCUUUAUUUGACAACAACGAUACGGAUGAAUAUGGACGCCCAAUAAAAGAUCAAUUUAUGGCUGCACAAAGGUCUAAUGUCGGCCCGACCAAUGUUGCAGGCACAGUAGAGGAAGCUAAAGAGGACACACUAUCACCACUGUCUCCAGCGACCAAUCGCCCAGUUGGAGGUUUAGCACCACAACCAUCUUUUUCUGAAAAUAGAACUUCAGAUGCCGCUCCAAUUCAACUAAUGACUCAGUCCUUAACGCAAGAUAAGCUUGCUGAAUAUCAGGCGUCCCUCGCAGCGGCUGCUUUCAGUGCAGCUGCUAGUGGCAAGUUCCGACGCGACAGCACACAAAGUCUAUUUCACAUCGAUUCGGAUCGCGAAGAAAAUCAACCUGGUUUGGUUACCGAUUCUGGCCAUACUUCUUCCCAGUAUGAACAUCUAUCCCCGUCUUACGAUGAUGAUUUUGAUUAUGACGAUGCAUUAGAGGAUGAUGAAUUCAUCGCUGCUGCUAAUGCAGAAGCGCUUGCAAACGACCAGGAUGGGUUUUAUGGUCAAGAAUUUGGGUUUUACUCACACCCUGCGGCUAGCUCUGCAGAGUACGUAAAUGGUGGAUAUUUUGGUCCAAGGGGAAUGGAUGGGAUAAUAAGAAGUCAAAGCGGCAGAAUUGCGUCUCGAGAACCCAAUCUCACACCUAUCACUGAGCGCUCGGAAUAUUCAAAUCGUAAUUCUUUCAUGUCGAUUUCACAUCUCCAUGCGCCGUCAGGCAGCUCUCCCAUAGUUAGUCCGGGCUUGGCACAGUUGAUGAUUGCGGAAAGUUAUGAGAAGGGCUCGGACAUGAGCAUGGAAGCAUUGUUGAAGUUGAGAAGUCGUGCAUGGGGAGGGAGUCAAGCUAGUGUGAAAAGUUCGGGUAGUAAUGGAAAUGGAAAUGGAAAUGCUAGUCCGAAGAGUGUUGACGGGAGCGGUAGUCCAGUGGCUACAGGACCGCUUGUACAAUCGCUUUGGAGUCGCAGGAAGAGUAGCGCAUUUGGUCUUGUAAAUGAGGCGAUAGAGAGUGGGAUUGGCGAUGCGGGGAAUUUGAAUACUAAUCAAUCGUCACCUGAAUUGGAACAAGGGAAACCCGCAGUGAGAGAUGUAUCAUCAGAGAAUGAACAUGAAGGGGAUGCUGAAAAGGUUCGGAGACCAUCAUUUACCAAGCAACAUAAAUCUACAACAAGCGCGGAGUCGAUUAGCUAUAUGAAAGAGGACGAUCCUAUCAAAGGUGAAAGAUGGGUUCUGGAAAGGAGGAGAACAGCGGAUAGUGGAGAGGUGGAAGUAUUAGGUAGGGAGGUUCUGAGUGGUGGUGCGAUUUAAGCUACUUGGCAAUGUCAGUAUCGGCUUUGCUCUGCUCUGCUCUUGCAUAUAUUUGGCGGCUAGCGUUCAUAUUUUUUCUAUUUUUUUGGUGGGAGCCAGGGAGGCUGGAAAGUUUAGAGAGGCA